This is a messenger RNA of Hermetia illucens (black soldier fly), 4866 nucleotides long. RefSeq names its product fibroin heavy chain-like. Lineage: Eukaryota; Metazoa; Arthropoda; Insecta; Diptera; Stratiomyidae. Bases 21 to 4709 code for a protein of 1562 amino acids. The transcript has 2 exons. The record is from RefSeq and is a predicted model, not a curated record.
UGGAAAUAUUAACUGUCGACAUGAGGAUAGUGCUUUUGUGUUUUUUGGCACUCCUAGUGGCCGCUGUUGCCGCGAAUGGUAGAGGCUAUUACCAGGCGACAUAUACCGUCAAUCCGAUCAGUUGGAGCGGAAGCAAAUGGAGUGCAUCAUAUUCUUCCCCGGUUCAGACCUUCUACACCAGUAGUGGAAUUGCUGGAAAUGCCGCUGUCGCAGGAAGCGGAAGUGGGUUGUUCCAGAAUGGUGCGGCAUCCUACAUGGGAUACGGACGUGGGUCAAGCUGGAACAAUGCUGCAAGUGGAUUUGAUUCAACCCUUUACAGUGGUGGCAAGUGGAGUGGAUCGAAUGGUCUCUACAGUGGAUAUGGAUCUGGAGGCCUAGAUUUUUAUUGGAACUGGCGAAAGGGUGGAUUCGUUGGAGCAAAACAUAAUGUUUCGCCUUACUCCGGAGGCUACCUACAAUCUGGUAGUGGCUCAGCAGGAAGUGGUUUUGGAGCCGGUGCCGGUGCUGGUGGCUUAGCUAGUUCGGGAUUAGGCGCAGGAGGAUCCGCAAGCGGACUGGGAACCGCAGGCUUCGGUAUCGGCGCUGGAAAAGGAUACAGCACAGUUGGAAGUUUCGGUCUUGGAGCCGCAAAAGGGUACAGCACAGUUGGAGGUUUCAGACUUGGAGCUGGAAAAGGGUACAGCACAAUCGCCGGAAACGUGUUUGGCCUUGGAAGCGGUAAGUACGGAACUAGUGGCUCAUACGGUCUCUACGGACGUGGCUCCAGUUGGAACACUGGCUCCAUAUUCGCUCCAGGUGGAGUGAAACCAAUGUAUGCUAGUAGUGCUUCUAUUUAUGGUGGAGGCCAACCAAUUUCCGGAUCAGCUCAGCUUAGUCAACCUAUCAUCCCAAGCAUAUCCAGCCUUUAUAGUGAUAGCAAAUGGAGUAACCGAGGAGUGUAUUCAGGCUAUGGAGGUGGACUCGACUACUACUGGAAAUGGCGGAACAAUGGAUUCCACGGUGCUGAAGGAUCUCCGGCAGGCGCUUACAGUGGUUUCAUUUCUGGUUCUUCAUCUGGCUCAGGCUUGGGAGCAGGAAUUACUUUAGGCUCCGGUAUUGGUUCCAGUAGUGGAGCUGGAUUUGGAAAAGGAAGUGGAGCUGGUUUUGGAGGUGGAAUUGGAUUUGGAAGUGGAUCUGGCUUUGGAGGAGGAUCAGCAUUUGGAAGUGCGGGCGGGCUUGGAAGUGGAUCAGGAUUUGGAAGUGGAUCUGGAUUUGGAAGCGGAGGUGGAUUCGGCGGAGGAUCUGGAUUUGGAGGAGGAGCUGGACUUGGAAGUGGAGCUGGAUUCCAAAGUGGAACCAAAUACGGAGGAGGAGUGGGUGGUGGAUUUGGAAGCGGAGCAGGAUUUGGAAGUGGAGCCGCUCUAGGAGCUGCGUCCGGAUUUGGAACAGGCGCUGGACUCAGUACUGUACCAGGAGUCGGAGUUGUAUCAGCCGCUCCAGUCGGACCUGGAUCAGGAUCCGGAUCAUACGUUUAUUCCAAAUGGAAUGCAGCAAGUACACCAGUAGCUGGAUCCAGCUUUUUCAACGUAUAUGGUACAAAAUUGAGUGGUGCAACUGUACCAGCCGUAGGUACCGAAGGAUAUGGAACAUACAUAGUAGGAAAAUACCAGAGUCGACCUUCUAGCACUUCUGGCAUAUUCCCCAUGUACAGUCAAAGUAAGUGGACAGCAGAUAACAGUGGACGUAAAACUGGAUAUUAUGCAGGAUAUGCUCAAAGCUAUCGACCUGGAUAUGCUGCCACUCUGACAUCUAUCAGACCAAGUUAUGCUGGAUCAAAGUUCUCGGCAACUCAAAGUGGAUCCACUCAAUUUAGCUCUGCCUCUUUCCCUAGCACAUCAGGGGUUAUUGGUAGCGCUGGAUUCUCUUCCAACCUUUACAACGGCGCAAAAUGGAACACCGGUGGAGUAUAUUCCGGAUAUGGAGAUGGGCUCGAGUCAUACUGGAGAUGGCGUAAAAAUGGUUUCCACGGGGCCGAUGCUGUUCCCUCAGGCUCUUACAGUGGAUAUAGUACAAUCUACAGCAACAAAUACAGCAGUUCCAGUGGAAGCGGUAUAGCAGGAAGUGGAUUAGCAGGUAGUGGGUUCGGUGCUAUUGGAGGUGCAGGAUUAACUGGAUCCUCGUAUUUGACUGGUAGUGGAUCUAAAGGAAGUGGAAUUUAUGUCCAAAGGCCAAGCAUACCUCUAGGCAGUGGAAUCGCUGUUGGUGGACUUUCAGGAAGCGGAAGUGCUAGUGGGUUAUCCGGAAUUGGGGGCUCCUACUCACAAGGUGUAAGUCGACCUGCAGGCAGUGGCAUUGCCGUCGGAGGACUUCUUGGAGGCGGAAGUUUGAGUGGCAGCGGACAAAUUGGAAGCGGGAGCGGUAGUGGUCGCCCAGCGAGCGGUGGAAUUGCUGUAGGUGGACUUUCUGGAAGUGGCAUUGCCGGUAGUGGAUCAUCAAGUAGCAUCCUUUCUCUAACCGGAAGUAAACCUUUCGGUAGUGGUGUCGCCGUUGGUGGGCUACUUGCGGGUGGAAGCUUAGGCGGAAGUGGCCAAUCUGGAAGUGGAACCUUUUACGGAUAUGGUGUACGUCGACCUGUAGGCAGUGGAAUUGCUGUUGGAGGACUUUAUGGAAGCGGAAGUUCAAUCGGAGGUGGAAGUUCAAUUGGCAGCGGACAAACAGGAAGUGGAAGCUUGGCUGGAACUGGAUCAUCUGGAAGUGGAGACUAUUACUUGCAAGGUAUAGGUCGUCCAACAAGUACCGGAUUAUCAGGUUCUAGUCUAAUCGGCAGUGGAUUAUAUGGAAGCGGAGGAUCAUAUGGUAGUGGAUUAUUUGGAAGUGGAAGCUCAUCGGGAGGUUUUACCCAAAGCAUAAGUAAACCUAUUGGCACUGGAAUUGCUGUCGGUGGACUUGGCGGAAGUGGACUUGCCGGAGGUGAACUCACUGGUAGUGGAAUCGCAGGCAGUGGAUUGGCUGGAAAUGCUGGCUUAAGCGGCAGUGGAUUGAGUGGAAUCGGAAGUGGUGUUGGAAACCUUGCUAUAUACUCAUCAAAAUGGAGUCCAUUAUUAGCUCAAUCAGGAGGAACUCUAACGGGUUCAUUAAGCAGAUACGAUGCAACACGAAGACCUGGAUAUGCAGGAAACUACAUAUCGUCUAAAUAUAGCACUGCUACAACCCCUUCAGUCGGAGCAAGUGUUUUUGGAAUUAAACCGAGUGGUGGCCUUUCUUUAGAUGGCGGAUUCUCAUCCAAAUAUACAGGCACUAUUUCACCAGUUAUUCCAAGUGGAGCUUAUGUCACAGUAAGUAAAUUUGCAUCCCGCCCAUAUUCCAUGUCACCUGGGAUUCCAAUGUAUAGCCAAAGUAAAUGGAAUGCUGGUGGCGGAUAUUUAACCGGAUAUGGUCAAGCCAGCGGCUCUCAAUAUUACCCAUCGAAUUAUAAACAAGGAUACAUUGCCACUCUAGCCUCAUUCAAACCUGGAUAUUCCGGAUCUAAGUUCUCCACAAUAAAAGGUGGCUCAGCUAAUUUGAGCCCCGCUAUAUUCCCAAGCACUACGGGAACCGUAGGUACUGCCGGUUUCUCAUCAAACCUUUAUAAUAAUCCCAAAUGGAGUAGCAGCGGUGUGUAUUCAGGAUACGGUAGUGGCCUUGAGUCCUAUUGGGCGUGGCGUAAAAAUGGUUUCCAUGGAGCUGCGGGAGCUCCUCUUGGAAUUUACUCUGGCUACAUAACCGGAUCGAGUGGCAGCGGAGCAGGAAGUGGUUUGGCCGGAAGUGGACUAGCAGGAUUUGGUUUGGGUGCAGGCGGACUAGCUACCAGUGGAUUGGCUGGGAGUGGAUUAACCAGUGCUGGAUUAGCCGGAAGCGGACUUGCUAGCAGUGGCUUAGCUGGAAUUUACUCAUCGAAGCAAACAGUAGGCAGUGGAUCAUAUAAUCCAGCUUUGUCAGGAUCUGGAUCAGCGUUCUACACAUCAAAAUUAGGUACUUCACCCUCGAUCGGGGCUACCAUUUUCGGACUAUCGGGAUCUAAGCUCGGUAGUACCAAAUGGAAUCAAGUCGGGCUAUAUUCCCAACCCUACGCUGGUUCGCUUUCAAAACAAUCUAUGUAUAGCGCUAACAAGUGGACCCUUGGCAACGCUGGAGCAAAUUCAGGAAUUUACUAUGGUUACGGAAUGAAGUCCAAAUACCCGACAACAAUUAAUGCUAUAUACUCAGGAUCGGCUCAAAUAAGCCCCGCCAUACUUCCAAGUGGCAGUGCCGCUAAUUUAAAUACUAAUGCCCACAUGUCAUCCCUUUUCAAUAAAGGGGAAUGGCGUAACGGUGGAGUUUAUUCAGGAUAUGGAACUGAUUUAGAUAGUUACUGGAGAUGGCGUAAGAAUGGAUUUGUUGGACAGGGAUCUAAUUUGUAUGCAACUGGUAAAUGGAACCGUGGCGGUUACUACAAUGGCUAUGGAUCCGCAUCAGGAUUGGGAUCUGCAUCUGGUGCCUACACAUCAGGAGGUGUUGGCGGAGCUCUGCAGUUGCUAGCUAGUGGUGACAGUGGCCUAAAAUGGGGAGGAUCAUCGGGUUCAUCGUGGAGCAAUGAUGGAGGCAGCGGCUUUGCUAAAUGGAGUACCAUCACUGCUCCAACCAGUUGGUCUCAAAAAAGUUUUUCAACUUCAUGGAAGAGCCCCACUUAUUCUUACACCUACACUUGGUAAAAAAAAAAUCUAGUUUUGUAAGUUAUUAAUCUUUCUUUCUAAUAUGAAGUACUUUUUCUUUUGUAUUUAUGAAUUAUGGAAUUUAGAAGUUACUGUCGCUUAUUGUUGUAUCUUGAUUUCUUAAGAAUAAUAGAAGCUUGUUAGUUCCUGAAAAUUA